AUGUUUAUUGAUGUGCUGAUAUGUGGGAAUGAGAGAGGAGAUUGGAGGUUGACAGGUAUGCAUGGUGAACCAAAUAGAAGUCUAAGGAAAAAAACAUGGGAUCUCAUGAAUGAGCUGAACAAUAAAAUGAACUUACCUUGGUACAUCAUUGGUGACCUUAAUAAUGUGACUUCUCAAGGAGACAAGAGAGGAGGCAACCCUUACCCGAAUUGGCUUGUGGGCGGUUUUAAUGAAGCUCUUGCUGAAUGUAGUCUACAUGAUUUAGAGCUGUGUGGUUAUCCUUACACUUGGGAGAAAAGUCGUGGUACUGUGGAUUGGGUGGAGGUUCGUAUUGACCGCGCCUUGGUUAAUCAAGCUUGUCAAUUAUUGAAAAAAAUAGUUGGUUGUGGGGAGGUGUUGAUGGAGUGGGGAAAGGAUUACUCGGGAAAUUUUGCUAAAAGAGUAAAAGAUUGUAAGUUGGAGGUGAAGAGGUGGAAGAAAGGCAGGGAUGCGAUUUCUGUUGAGAAUUAUAAACUUGCUUCGGGUAAACUUGUUGAAGUGUUGCUGCAGAAAGAAUUGUUUUGGAAGCAGAGAAGUAAACAACCCUGGUUGUGUGAAGGUGAUAAUAACUCGAAGUACUUUCAUGCUGUUGCUACAACAAGAAGAAGAAAUAACUCAAUUCAAAAACUGCGUGAUGAUUCUGGGAAUUGGGUCGACUGGCAGAAUGGCCUUCCCACGUCUAUUCCAGCUGCAAUUUCGAAUGAUCACAACCUGCAAUUGUUGGAACCGGUUAUGGAGGAUGAGAUUAGGCGUGCACUCUUUCAAAUGCAUCCGGAUAAAUCUUCGGGUCCCGAUGGAAUGACUUCUGACUUUUAUCAAAAAAGUUGGAACAUUGUUGGUGGGGAUAUUAUUAAGUUGGUCCAGAAUUUUUUUGUCUCAGGUUCCUUUCCAAGAGACUUAAAUAAGACUAAUAUUGUGCUUAUUCCUAAGAAGAAACAGCCCCAAGUGAUGAAUGAUCUUGGACCAAUAUCAUUGUGUAAUGUGGUAUAUAAGAUUAUUUCUAAGGUGUUGGCGAUUAGAAUUAAACAAGUGCUGCCUUUUGUCAUAUCGGAUAACCAAAGUUCUUUUAUUCCGGGUCGUUUGAUUUCAGAUAAUAUUACAAUUGCUUUUGAAAUCAUGCAUUAUCUGAAAAGGAAAAGAAGUGGCAAGGAGGGUUAUAUGGCUCUUAAACUGGACAUGAGUAAGGCCUAUGAUCGGUUUGCGCAAGGUGAUCCGCUCUCUCCGUUUCUCUUUUUGAUUUGUGCGGAGGGUCUUUCAUAUUUACUAAAAUAUUAUGAGAGGCAUCAUCUUUUGACUGGGUGUCGUGUGGCGAGAGGAGCUCCUAUGGUCUCUCAUAUGCUCUUUGCGGAUGAUAGCUAUGUGUACUGUAAAGCUAAUGAAAGGGAAGCUCAAAAUGUUAUACGCUUGCUGCAUUCCUAUGCACUUGCUUCUAGACAACAAGUUAACUUUGCCAAGUCUUCUGUUUUCUUUAGCAAGAACACUACGACUGAUGUGAGUAACAGAAUGUGUGGUCUAAUGGGGUUGAGAGAGGCAUCAGAUGAUAGCUUUUAUUUGGGUCUUCCUUGUAUUAUGGGUAGAAACAAGAACGCCAUUCUGGGGUUCUUGAAGGAGAAGAUGAGGAAGAGAAUUUUUAGUUGGGGAAACUAA
Molecule: messenger RNA, 1686 nt
Organism: Cannabis sativa
Lineage: Eukaryota; Viridiplantae; Streptophyta; Magnoliopsida; Rosales; Cannabaceae
Exons: 4
Coding region: 1-1686 (561 amino acids)
Source: RefSeq, a predicted model, not a curated record